AUGGACGUGUGGGGCCCGGCCCGUGUCCGUGGACAGGGUCAGGAGCGCUACUUCCUGCUAGUGGUUGACGACAACUCGCGUUACACCACAGUCUUCCCCUUGCGCAGCAAGGGUGAUGUCACUGGGGUGUUGAUCGACUGGAUCCGCGCAGCUCGUCUCCAGCUCAGGCAGAGCUUCGGCUCGAACUUUCCUCUUCUGCGUCUGCACUCUGACAGAGGCGAAGAGUUCUCUUCUAGCCUUUUACGAGCCUACCGUCCUACACGAGGCAUCUGCCAGACCUUCACGCUUCCGGACUCUCCACAGCAAAAUGGGAUUCCUGAGCGCCGCAUUGGCAUGGUCAUGGACGUCGCCCGUACGUCCAUGAUGCAUGCGGCUGCCCCCCAUUUUCUUUGGCCGUUUGCGGUCCAGUACGCGGCGCAUCAGAUCAACCUUCAGCCCAAGGUCUUCAUGCCGGAGACCUCCCCAGCCUUGCUGUGGACGCGAAAGGUUGGCGAUGCAUCUGCGUUCUGGUGGCAGUUCUACCACCCCACCUCUCGUCUUGUUCUGUCCUCCCAGGACGUCACGUUCGACGAGUCGGUCCCCUACUACCGUCUCUUCCCCUACCGCACUCCGUCCCUCUCCCCGCCACCGCUCUUCCUUGUGCUAGGUCCCCCCCCGGUAGACCCUCUCCCCCCUCAGGGUCCUGCCCCUUCAGGUGUGUCCCAGGUAGACGCUGUUGAGCCUAUCGAGCCUGGGGGUGAUGAGCCUGGGGGUGUUGAGCCCGGGGGUGCUGAGCCUGGGGGUGCUACACCUGGGGGUGCUACGCCUGGAGGUGCUAAGUCUCCAGGUGCUGAGCCUGAGGGAGCUGGGCCUCCUUGUGUGGCGUCCGGUGGUGCUGUGAUUGGCGGUUCUUCGGGUGCUUCGUCUCGCCGGGAGCCACUCUCUCCACAGGAGCAGCGUGAGUGGUUUGCCCGGCGCUGGAGGCAAGCUACUGGAGCUGGAGGUGCUGCGGGUACUGAAGGUUCUGUUGCUGCUGAUGAUACUGGUGCCGCGGGUCGCGGAGGUGCUCGUACUGGGAGUACUGGAGCUGCUGGGCCUGCGGGUACUUCUGGAGUUGGAGCUGCUGCGGGUGUUGGCGCGGAGGCUACUGCUGUCGCUCCUGGAGGCAGUCCUGCUGGGGGUGCUACUGGUGCUGCUGGAGGUACUAGAGCUGGAGAUGCUGCUGGUGCUGGUGCUGGCGCUGGGGGUACUGGUGCUGUCCCUGCUGUGUCUGGAGUCGCCGCGCGGCCUUGCCCGUACUUCCUUCCGCUCCUUCAGCAGCCGGCCUCUCUACUGCCUGCUCCUUCUCCCUACACUGGUCCUACUGGAGGUCUUGCUGAGCGUCGUGAGCCUGCGUCUCGCUCUGUGUCGCCUAUCCGUGCUGCUCGCACUAGUGGUCGCGGUUUGCAUGAGGGUCCUCCUCCUGUCUCUAGCACGCACCGGAUGUCUCUGCGUCCGUCCACAGCUCCUCUGCGUGCCCUUUUACCUUCUCCUUCUGAGUCUUUGCUUCUUGCUCUUGUCGACCCGGACUCGGACUCUCUUCGUGCUGCCAGUCCUACUGUCACGCGUCUCCUUGCUACUGUUGUCACUGACCCCUCCUUUGAGUCCACUGCUGCGUCUGCCCUAGUUGCUGAGCUCGUCGACUUUGCUGCUCGCUGUCGCCUAGACUACGCCGCCAGUCUUGUUGCUGAGUCUGAGUCUGUCAGUCCUCCGUCCAUCGAGGGUGAGUGUGCCCUUGGCACGGACGUCCUUGAGGACAGGCAGGAGGAGUUCCAGUGUCUGGCUGCUGCUUCACCUCAUCUCGUGUCCGCAGCUAUGGACGCAGAGAUGGCUUCCUGGAAGUCCACAGGCACCUACGUUUACGAGGUUCCCCCGCCUGGGGCGAACAUCGUCAGUGGUAUGUGGAUUUUCAAGGUGAAGCGGCCGCCGGGUUCUCCGCCUGUCUUCAAGGCGCGUUACGUGGCUCGUGGCUUCAGUCAGCGGCAGGGAGUUCACUACUUUAAGACCUUCUCUCCCACCCCGAAGAUGACCACUCUUCAAGUACUGCUGCACAUAGCUGCUCAGCGUGACUACGAGCUUCACUCUUUUGACUUCAGCACAGCUUUCUUGCCGGGUAGCCUUCACGAGGAGAUCUGGCUGCGCCGCCCACCUGGCUUCACUGGGUCUUUUUCUCCUGGCACCCAGUGGAGCCUCCGACGGCCAGUCUACGGUCUCCGCCAGGUACCGCGUGAGUGGCAUGUCACAAUGAGGACUACACUUGGGGCUCUUGGGUUUGCUCCUUCUACUGCCGACCCGUCGCUGUUUCUUCGCACCGACACUUCUUUGCCGCCAUUCUACAUCCUCGUGUACGUCGACGACUUGGUCUUUGCCACUGCUGACACUACCGGACUCGCCCACGUGAAGUCCGAGCUGCAGAAGAGACACACGUGCACAGACCUGGGUGAACCAUGCGCUACCUUGGCUUGCAGAUCACCCGGGACAAAGCACGCCGCACCAUUACCCUGA
This is a messenger RNA of Closterium sp. NIES-65, 2523 nucleotides long. The record is from the annotation of a GenBank genome assembly. Lineage: Eukaryota; Viridiplantae; Streptophyta; Zygnematophyceae; Desmidiales; Closteriaceae.